Messenger RNA from Paraglomus occultum, 1491 nucleotides. Lineage: Eukaryota; Fungi; Glomeromycota; Glomeromycetes; Paraglomerales; Paraglomeraceae. The record is from the annotation of a GenBank genome assembly.
AUGGCGACCUACAAACAGAAAUCUCACAUAAUACGCACACGACCUUCUCCCUCAAGCGACUCUGAAGAGUCUAGUUCAGAAGAAUGGGUAGUGUUUAAUGACAAUAAAUCGAGAAACUCGGCUUACAGGGCUUCGGCUCCUGUUACUCGCGCAACUACAAUACCAUUAUACAACACAACAAGCAGUGACGAUGAAUGGCACGUGUUGAGCGAUAGUACGAGCCCGGUAGACGAGAGUAAUCCUACACUGGAUGCAUAUUCUGAUAGCAACGGUGGACUUAGUGGUUUCGAGUCGGAAAUAGACGUUGUGCACGACGAGUCAGAGUUCUACACAGAGUCUUCAGGUGCAGAAGAUGUGGUUUGCAGUUUUCACGGACAGCUGCCUUUACACGAUGGAGCUGGAAAUUUUUGCGAUACUAUUGAAGAGUAUGGCGACGGAAUGGAUAGUCACAUAGUGUAUAGUAAUGAAGGAAACUCUUCGAUAAUCACAGAAACGGAAUCAGACAUAUCCAAUCUGGAGCACACGGCAGUUGAUUCUACCCAGACUCACACACAACGAUCCUCCUCCACAUCACAUGCUGCAUCUGCAAACACGGAUAAUCGCAACGCCAACAAAACAAGGAAGCGAGAUUCGUGGAAAUACUUGUUAAAGAAUGUAUUCAAGUUGGAGGAUCCGGUCAAAUCGAGUAGCAAUUCACAAGGAGAAAGUGGUCGCGACGAUUUGGAAAAGGUGAAGUUUGGUGAAGGGAAACGGACAAAUUCGACUUACAUACCUGAUUCAUCAGACAGUGUAAAUAGUCGAAUAUUCUCUUCUGGGCGACCUAAUAAUGAUCGAUCGAACUCAUCUGGCAGUCGUGGGACUCCGGAAAGGCGAACACCAAUAUUUAACAGAUUUGGUGAUUUAAGUACGUUAUCGAGGGAUUCCAAUAUACAGAACGAGAAUGCUGUUGAUUCUGCGGUUGGAAGUGAGAACGGCUUUCAAAACCAAGACGAUGCAUCAUCAAUUCUCUCAACUGUAUGGUCCACAGUUCGCCGCCUCACCUCUAGCAUAAUCACUCCCGAGUCAGACAUUGACUUUACUAAUACGGGCUCAUUCGCCACGCCAUCAUCAUCUUCCGCUACAUCCACGUAUCCUCACUUUACUGCGAGUGGCCUAGCGUCGAUAGUGAGCGGAACAGGAGAAAACCAAUACACUUACGAUGGGUGUUAUUUGCCUUUUGGUAAUCAUUUGACUUUGUCAGAAUUAGGCGGCCUUUCAAGGAACGAUCGGGAUGAAAUGAUAAGGAGGACCGAGGGUGUUAGAUAUGGAGGAUAUGGGGGAUAUAGGGGAGCAGUACGUACUCCGGCCAACACUGCGGUGGGAAGGAGUAAAAAACGAAGUUUAGUUGACAAAAGCGAGACUUGUACCAAAAGACUGCUCACACCCGUUUCCAGUUCGACCAGUUUGGCGAGUUUUAGUACUUGGCAGCGCAAAAGGAUAGAAAGUGUUUAA